AUGGCUGCAACACUGGAGGAGCAUCUUGAAUGUCCAACCUGCUUUGAGAUCUUUAAAGAUCCUGUGGUGCUGUCGUGCAGUCACAGCUUCUGUCGUGCGUGUCUGCAGCAGUGGAAGGACAAAGGAGAGCAAUCGUGUCCUCUCUGUAGGACAGAGAUGAGUUCGCUGGAAGCCCCUCCGAACCUGGCACUGAGGAAUGUGUGCGAGAACUUUUCGAGAGCCUCGGUCAAGUCGGAAAACAUCUGCUGCUUGCACCAUGAGGAACUCAAACUCUUCUGUUUGGACCACCAGGAGCUUGUGUGCCAUAUCUGCAGAGAUGCAGAAAUCCACACAGGCCACAAGUUCCGUCCCCUUGAAGAAGUUGUAAGUGGUCCGAAAGAGAAACUCCUUAAAGGCCUGCUGGAUACCAAAAAAAGACUAAAAGAUUGUAUCAUGGUUAGAGACAACUGCAAUGAACAAGCAAAGUACAUCAAGGUCCAGGGGGAGAAUGUCCUAACGAAGAUUAAGAAGGAAUUUAAGGAACUUCGUGACUUCCUUGACGUUGAGGAGGAGGCUAGGUUGGCUGCUGUCAGGGAGGAAGAGAAGAAGAAGAGUCAAUCCAUGAAGGAGAAGAUUGGUGCUCUCAGCAGAGACAUGGCCAUUCUCUCAGACUUCAUCAGAAGUGCCGAAGAGCAGCUGGCCUCUAAUGACAUCUCCUUCAUGAAGAACUUCCAGACAGUGAUGAGCAGAAUCCUAAAACUGCCCGAUGAACCGGAGCUGUCCGAAGGUGCUCUGCUGGACGAAGCCAAACAUGUGGGCAACCUCAAGUUCAGCGUGUGGGAGCGGAUAAAGAAGAAGCUCUCCUACAGUCCCGUUAUUCUGGACCCCAACACGGCCCGUUCCAAUCUCAGUCUGUCUGAAGAUCUGCCCGUUCUGACUUUUAAAGAAGUACAGCAGCGUCCAGAGAAUCCAGAAAGGUUCAAGAGGAAUAUUGUACGGGGCUGUGCUUUGGAAUCGGGAAGACACGUGUGGGAUGUUGAGGUGGGGGACGGCAGUGACUGGCAAGUUGGUGUGCUGUGGGGAGACCCUCGUUUUCCAGAUAAAAUGAUUGGUUGGUUCAUUGGGUUUGUUCUCGGUAAAUACAAAAGGCCUGGCGUCCCAUUUGGAGACUGGUAUCCGCCUGUAAAACUGCAGAGGAUCCAAGUUGAUGUGGACAUGAAUGAAAGGUCACUUUCAUUCUCUGAAUCUCUUACAAACACUAAAUUGUGGAUCAGAAAGACUUCUAGCAAUUGGCCAAACCUUUCCGGUCACACAAAAAUGUUUCCUUACCUUUUCACAAGGGGUAAAAGUCCUCUGAAAAUAAUCCCAGUUCCGCCUCCUGCUUCAACUUCCAUGAGUCCGUGA
Molecule: messenger RNA, 1383 nt
Organism: Nerophis lumbriciformis (worm pipefish)
Lineage: Eukaryota; Metazoa; Chordata; Actinopteri; Syngnathiformes; Syngnathidae
Source: RefSeq, a predicted model, not a curated record